GGGCUGACGAGGGCGCAGUUGCGCUUGUGUAAACGACAAGGAGAUACGUCGGCCACGGCGCUCCAAGGGCUCCAAAUGGCGGUUGCCGAAUGUCAGCACCAGUUUAGGAAAGAAAGAUGGAACUGUUCAAGUCUGGAUACAAAAAAUAGUAAUCCGCACACGUCGGCAAUCUUAAAACAUGGUUAUAGAGAAUCAGCAUUUGCUUAUGCAAUAUCGGCUGCUGGAAUAUUGCACAGUGUAACCAGAGCGUGUAGUCAAGGAUCUCUUAUAUCAUGUGGCUGUGGACCGACCCCGAAAAAGCCUUUUUUGCCAACAGCGGCUAACCGAAAAGCUUUCAAACUUGAAGAACAAAGACUAAAUGCUAUUGGUAUAAAUAAUGAAAUGAAUGCAAUAAACCAAAUACCACUUGAAAAUUCCGAAAAAACUGAAACGGGAAGUAAAUGGAAAUGGGGCGGUUGUUCACAUAAUUUAGACUAUGGAAUGGAAUUUUCCAGAUUAUUUCUAGAUUCCAGAGAAAGCCUAGGAGAUAUACAAUCGCGUAUAAAUCUACACAACAACGAAGCCGGUAGACUGGCUGUAGCUAAUAAUAUGCAAAUAAGAUGUAAGUGCCAUGGAAUGUCAGGUAGUUGUCAAUUGAAAACGUGUUGGCAAACUUCACCGGAUUUUCGUACCGUUGGACGCGUGCUCAGAGAUCGAUACAAAUCUGCGGUUUUGGUCGAUCAAUCGAAUAUGAACGAUGGAUCGCCUAUCCUGCGAGUAGAUUCAAAGAAAAAGAGGCGAAAAAAUAGACAAGGCGGUGGCAAUAGAAACCGAAAUAUCAAUUCCGAAAAUUCUUCAAAUAAAAGGAAACGUGGAGGUCGUGGAAAACGAUUUCAGCAAUCGCUAUUGUAUUAUGAACGUUCACCAAAUUUUUGUGAUGCUGACUCUGCAGCCGAUAUUGCAGGUACGUCGGGUAGACGCUGCACCCACAACGCGACCCAGGACGCCGCUCUCGACAGUUGUUCGACGAUGUGUUGCGGACGCGGAUACAAUUUGAUAAGGGAACACUAUGUGUCGAGAUGCAAUUGCAGGUUCCACUGGUGCUGCACGGUCGACUGUGACACUUGCGAACGAGACGAAUGGAUAGCCGUAUGCAAAUAG
This is a messenger RNA of Ctenocephalides felis (cat flea), 1140 nucleotides long. Its product is annotated as protein Wnt-10a-like. NCBI's taxonomy places the organism in Eukaryota, Metazoa, Arthropoda, Insecta, Siphonaptera, Pulicidae. The record is from RefSeq and is a predicted model, not a curated record. Gene Ontology annotation, biological process: canonical Wnt signaling pathway; cell fate commitment; neuron differentiation. The transcript is spliced from 6 exons. Gene Ontology annotation, cellular component: extracellular region. Bases 76 to 1140 code for a protein of 354 amino acids. Gene Ontology annotation, molecular function: cytokine activity; frizzled binding.